GUUGUCUGUGGCCCUUAGGGAGUCAGUCAGUAGGUCAGKGURUYCGGGUAGGUCUACGUGGUGAGGAGUGGGACCCCUGUCGUGCACCAACACCACGAUGGAUGACUAUCCGAUGUAUGGGCUACUUGCGGGGUUCUCCCUCUGGGGGACCCUCUGGCGUCUCCUCUUUCCUCUGGGCUUUUGGCCCACUCUCACGUGUAAAGUAGGGUCCACUCGCGGUGGGACUUCCACCACCCCCUACACGAAGGAGGAGGAGGAGAAGAUGGCCGCCAUUCUGCAGGAGAAGAAGGAGAAGAAGGAGGCCAAGAAGAAGGCCUUGAAGGAGGAGCAGGCGGCCAAACUGAAGAAGAUAGAGGAAGAAAUGGCCAAAGAAAAAGAGAGGUUGAAAAAGGAAGAAGAAGAGAAGCUGAAGGAGGUGGAUGAAGAAGAGGAAGGACCGCCACUGCAAAGGAGUAGUGGGCAGCCCAGUAGUAAUACCGGUGGAGACCUAGAGAAGAGGAUAUCUGAAUGGGUUGUCAACCUGAAUGUGGGAGAAGAGGAAGAGGUUAGUAUGUACAUCCCGCAGGAUCAGCAAGAAGCCGCCAUGAAGGCUUGGGAGGCAGAGAAAGACCCUCUGAAACGUCAAGCGUUGGAAGACGAGAAGAGGAUGGAAUGGAAAUUAGCGGUGAUGCUGGAGAAGAAGAGGAGAAUUGAUGAGGCAGCAGAGGCAGCAGAGGCCUUAGAGGAAGUGAAGAAUAUAGAGGCACAAUUAGCCGCCCAGCCCGAUCUCCCRAAUCAGAUGCGAGUCAUAGCUCGAAGCGUUGCAUGCCUAGCACGGGUUCAGGCAGACCAAUAUGACUUUAGCAGAAGCCAGGACAUAGCGGUGCGCUCGAUACGGUUGGGCUUUCGAGACUUUGCUCGUGAGCUGCGCUGUAUGAACGAUUUGUUCAGRCCGUGGUUAGAUAGAUUUGUUAUAGUGUACCUAGAUGACAUUCUAGUGUUUAGUAAGACCCUCGACGAGCAUCAGGGCCAUCUCAGGCAGGUCUUGGAGAAGCUGAGAGUAGCUAACUUCAAGAUCAAUGCAAAGAAGUGCAAUUGGGCGAAGGCCCAAGUUUUGUAUUUAGGCCACGUCUUAGACGAAGACGGCGUUAAGCCAGAAGAUAGCAAGAUCGCAGCGAUUAGAGAUUGGUCCACACCACGUACGCUGACAGAGUUGCGCUCGUUCCUGGGCUUAGCAAAUUACUACAGGAAGUUCGUGAGGAACUUCUCCACCAUCGCUGCGCCCCUUCGCAGAUUGCUAUAGAAAGAGACAAUCUGGAAGUGGGACAAGGACUGCACGUCUGCCAUGAAGAAGCUAAAGCAGGCGUUGAUAGAGUACCCGGUCCUUAAGGUCGCCGAUCCGUCCUUGCCUUUUGUCGU
Molecule: messenger RNA, 1398 nt
Organism: Chara braunii
Lineage: Eukaryota; Viridiplantae; Streptophyta; Charophyceae; Charales; Characeae
Source: the annotation of a GenBank genome assembly